CAUUGAAGAAGAGGAGAGAUUUUUAAACAUGUACAUGUACAGUGAUUGAUAGCUAUUUUAACUAAUUAAGUUGGCACUGACUAUUAGGACUAGAGACUAUAAUUGUCAAAACAUUCCUAUUAUAGUAAUAACUUCAGCCCUGAUACAGUAUAUGUUGAUAUUCAUAGUAAUUCCCAUUGGGUGUGGGCUAUUACAUAGAAGGUGUGAAUCCUGAAGCAGUUUUUCCUAUUUCUAUAUCUUGCUUUAUCAGUUGCUUUAUACUCAUGGCAUUAAAGACAAAUCCCUUUCUUCUUAAACUCAAGGAGCAGUUAACCUGUGCCAAGUGUCAUGGCCUCUACACUAGUCCUAGGAUCCUUCCUUGUCAUCAUUCAUUCUGCCAGAACUGUAUAGAAGUCAGAGAAGUACAGAAGGUUUUGUAUUCUGUGCAGUGUCCUUCCUGUGAUGCUGAACCGAUUGAGCUGAGCAGUCUUGAUGAGGUUGAAUCUAAAUUCUCUGUCACGCCCAAACUAAACGAGUUAAGAGAUGUUUACGAUAGCAUGAAGGAGUCUGAAGGGAUACACUGUGGUAACUGCUUCAUUGCAAGUGCAGCAAGUUAUUGUAAAGAUUGCAAUAAAACUCUCUGCAAUGAUUGUAUUGACGCACACAAAAAAUGGUCUGAGUUUGCUACACAUGCUAUUCUGGGGCUAGAAGAAGCAUUGAAGGCACCUACUGAAUCAAUGAUCGAGGAAGAAGCUGAGGAAAAAGUAACUUCACAUGUUAGUCCUAUUCUAUCUGCCAUCAGUGGAAGAGAGGCUGAGAUAAGAGAGCAAGGAGAAGCAGUAAAAGAAGAGAUAAGAUCUUUCCUCAAAAGUCUAACGAGCAGUCUUGAAGAUAAGUUUAUUAGCGAAGUUGAUGAGAUUAUAGAUAGAAAGCUACAAAUGCUUGAGAAGCAGAAGAAAGAGAGUCUCAAUACCUCACACGAGAUAAAAGAGUUAGAACCAGUAGAGAAAGCUGAUAUACAAUUUAUUGGCAGCAAGGAAUCCAUCAGUCAUCAUGUUGGUAGUGUAGUAUCUCGUGCUGGACUGGAAGAGUGUAAAGUAAAGGAGAUAGCCACCAUUAAGCAUAUGCCAGAAGAAAGAGCAAUAUCGUUUGAGCUAUCAAUAGAAUUACCUAACCAUGAAUUGCAUUUAGAUCUACCAGCCUCUUCUAUUUCACUCAGUAUUGAGCCUGCUAGUGCUAAUACUACUACCAAGCAUUCUCAAGUUAUUGAUGCUAGAGUGAUCCCUACUGAUAAACCAAGAGUAUACCAGGUUAUAUGCACUCCUGUUAUUAGAGGACGUCAUCAAGUUUGCAUAAAAGCUCUUGGCAUUCAAUUGAAGACACCUUCUUCAUUUACGAUACCAUUCAAUCCUUACAUUGAGCAAGUUAUUACUCCCAUUCGUACAAUAGGUGAUGUUCAAAGACCCUGUGGUGUUGCUGUAAGUGAUGAUGGUCGUGUUAUAGUAUCAGAAUAUAGUGCUAGUGUUGUUAGUAUACUAGGCAAUGAAGGGAAAUUGUCAUUUGGUAAUGAAAUUAAUAAUAUUAUAUUUAAUGGUAGCUAUGGAAUAGCCAUUACUGAUGAUUGCUGUAUUAUUGUUGCUGAUUAUAACAAUCACAGGAUACAGAGAAUAAGCAUGGAUGGUCAGUAUGUUACUUCAUUUGGAUGUGCUGGCUGUGGGCCCAUGCAGUUGAACUAUCCUCGAGGCAUUGCUAUUUCACGUGCAAAAAAAUUAGUUUAUAUUGCUGAUACAAGCAAUCAUCGGAUUCAAAUUUUUAAUUGUGAUUUAACAUUUUUUGGUUUGUUUGGUAAAAAAGGAGCAGGCAAUGGAGAAUUUAAUACUCCUCAUGAUGUUGCUAUUGACAAUGAAGGUUUUGUGUAUGUUACUGAUUGGAAUCAUCGUAUUCAAAAAUUUACUCAUGAUGGCAAAUACUUGACUAAAUUUGGAAGCAAUGCUGGUCAGCUAAAUAGGCCAUCAGGUAUUGCAGUAGACAAUGCUGGGUUAGUAUAUGUUAGUGAAUAUGGCAAAAAUUGUGUCUCAAUCUUCACUAGUGAUGGUGAUUUUGUUCGUAGUUUUGGAGAGAAAGGCACUGGUGAAAAUCAGUUUAAAGACAUAGAGGGUGGAAUAACGUUUGAUAAAGAUGGUCGUCUUUAUAUUUGUGACACAGGCAAUGACAGAAUUAUAGUGUAUUAACUAUUUAUUUUUUAUUGAUUGUGAACAUUAUCACAAGUAGUU
Molecule: messenger RNA, 2252 nt
Organism: Amphimedon queenslandica
Lineage: Eukaryota; Metazoa; Porifera; Demospongiae; Haplosclerida; Niphatidae
Product: E3 ubiquitin-protein ligase TRIM71-like
Exons: 1
Coding region: 264-2210 (648 amino acids)
Biological process (GO): proteasome-mediated ubiquitin-dependent protein catabolic process; protein polyubiquitination
Molecular function (GO): protein binding; zinc ion binding; ubiquitin protein ligase activity
Source: RefSeq, a predicted model, not a curated record